AUGGUCAUGGAAGUAGUGAAAUCCAGACUGGCGGUCGUGCCUGCUGAGGGAGCUGACCCGAAUGAUGAAGUUAAUCCAGUCGACGAAGCUAAUCCCGUCGAUGAGGUAGAUCCAAACGAGGAAGCACCUGAAGACGGCGAGAUCGAAGACCCUGAUGCACCAGAGGACGAUGAAGAGGAUUUGCCAGACGAUGAGCAAGAAGAUGAGGGCGAGGAAGGCGAGAAGAUUCUAAUUGGCGAUCUUGUGGACGGAAGCAACACGCCCGAAGCUCAGAAUAUUGCCAAUCUUCUACUCGAUAACAAGAACACUAAAGAAGAGAACUUUGAAUUCAUCUCGCAGGAGUUGACUGAGGCAUUCACCGAAGCCGAUGGGCAAUGCACGCGGCAAUCUAUUCGCAUGGGUUUCCAUGAUGCCGGUACUUGGUCAUCAAAACUGGCAGCAGCUGGGCAAGACUACGGUGGUGCUGAUGGCAGCCUUGUCUUCUACGGCGAGCUCACCAGGCCGGAGAACUUUGGGCUCGAAAGUGCCGCUGGCUUCGCACAGCAGCUUUAG
Molecule: messenger RNA, 552 nt
Organism: Cucurbitaria berberidis CBS 394.84
Lineage: Eukaryota; Fungi; Ascomycota; Dothideomycetes; Pleosporales; Cucurbitariaceae
Exons: 3
Coding region: 1-552 (183 amino acids)
Biological process (GO): hydrogen peroxide catabolic process; cellular response to oxidative stress; response to reactive oxygen species
Molecular function (GO): heme binding; peroxidase activity
Source: RefSeq, a predicted model, not a curated record